Molecule: messenger RNA, 2080 nt
Organism: Schistocerca nitens (vagrant locust)
Lineage: Eukaryota; Metazoa; Arthropoda; Insecta; Orthoptera; Acrididae
Product: retinol-binding protein pinta-like
Exons: 8
Coding region: 159-1133 (324 amino acids)
Cellular component (GO): membrane
Molecular function (GO): phosphatidylinositol bisphosphate binding
Source: RefSeq, a predicted model, not a curated record
ACGUGUAUUCCAGGGUGAACCGCUUGUGCAACAUUUUCGCGGUUCCUGCCAUAAAACCGGUUCAGCAGGUUUUCUGCAGUAGCUCUAGGUCCGUCGCCGCGUGCGGAGCAGUAAGACAGCUGAGGACCAUUCUCUGACGAAAGUUUACUUCAGGAAGUAUGGCUACCGCAAUCGAAUUCAAACUUCCGACGGAGGAACAAAAGGCGCUUGUUCGGCAAAAAGUGGGAACGACUGAGCAAGACAUUCGACAGGCUGUAUCGAGCUUACGCAGCUGGCUGCUGGCACAACCUCAUCUGCCCCACCUGAUAGAUGAUGGGCGUCUGGAACGUAUGUACAUCAGCUGCAAAUGUAGCAUCGAGAAAAGUAAGAAGAUGUUGGACGCCUACUAUACACUGAAGAACAGAUUUCCAGAGCUCUUAUUGAACCGCGACCCUCUGGGCGACGACGUACAAGACAUCAUAAAAUACGUGACUCUGGUAAUAAUGCCGCGUCUCACGGAAGACGGUCACCGUGUUACCUGCCUCACGGACAUUUGUCCCGACGCAACCAACAUGGAGAUGUUCAUGGUGUCUAAAUUGAAACUUAUGGCAACAGAAUAUAUCCUUUCAUUCGACUAUUCUAUUGGUUACAUUAUCGUCAUGGAUAUGAAGAACCUUUCAGCCGCACACGUAAUGAAGAUAGGCGUCCGUGACAUUCGGGCACUGGAAACUAUUGUCAGGAGAGCAUAUUCCCGACGUAUUGUGACCGUACACUUGAUAAAUGCACCGAAGGUAAUUGAUAUGUUACUUUCAAUCGUGUAUCCAGCCAUUCCGGAAAAAUUACGGAACAGGAUUCACGUCCAUCUCCCGGGAUCGCAAGAGUUAUUCAAACAUGUGGAGAGAGAUCUGGUGCCUAACGAAAUGGGUGGUACCGGUGGUGCUUCACGAGACCUGAUGGGUGACUGUGCUCUGCCUGAUUUAGUCGCCUUGUGGCGGAUCACUGAAUCUCACCUGUGUAGUGGAUCAUCGUAUAUCCGUCGGAUCGAUUUGAAGCGGUGGCCUCAUGGAUCGGAUGGUAGCACUCAGGGACUGGUACAGGGAAGAAGACAAACACGUAGUGGACGAAACCAGAAGACCAGCAGACAGCCAGUAUGAUUACGAACUUUUCGGCGUGGACGGGUCCUUCAAAAAACUGCAGGUGGACUGACCGAAACGGUUUCUUCAUGUCAAUUUUCUUCGCGAUUCUUAUAGUACUGUGAUCAGCACUAGUCACGAGUAGAUAACCUCUUGAUUGAUUUUGCAUGUUUUAUAAGGUCCCAUACUGUGGUUUCAGGGGCUUCUGCAAUUCGAUUUGGUAUUGUGUUGAUAUUAUUUUAACUGCAUAUUUUCUUACUUGUUAAGAGUUCGGAGAAAUGAGCAUUUGUGAUUGUUAGCAUUAAAGUGAUGUUGUUAAAAGAACCAUACUGACUGAAAUUCAAUAUCCUGCUGCUAUAAACCACAUUUCCGAUUUUAAUUGUUCUGUACUGAAAAUAAACCUGAAAAAAGGUAUUGCUCAUAUAGUACUUAUUUUUUUAGUUUAGUUUGAGAUAGCAUGAGGGAUGUACCCUACAUGAGCUGUUUCAGUUGAACUACUAACAGAUGUAACUAUAGCGAACAUAUUGUGUAAUAUAAUGAUCAGAUAUAGUGAAAGAAUUGUAAAAACCGUGAGGGGCAUGGGUAGAGCCAAUGUUUGACAGUUCAUUGUCAUCUGAGUCAAAUACAUAUGUCAGCAGAGAGUGCUCGCCGGGAGAAUUUGGCUCUUUUGACGUGUCAGUGGGUGCUUGUUACAACAGAACACUAACUAAUGGGUCAUGGUCGGAUGUGUUUUAUGUGUGCAUCUCAAAAUGUUAAAUACUGUUGAAAAGACCAAUAUAACCUGAGUGUUCAGUUGUCAAAAUGGGAAAGAAGUGCUGUAAGAUCAAGACAGUACAGUAAAGAUAUCAACAGCCGGCACAGACACCAAAGUGUGCACAGCAUCAUAUUUAUCUACAUACUUGCUUGACGUAUUCUUAAUGUAUGAGUGGAUGUUAUUGUUUCAUCAAAUAUAACUUCCUCAAAGAUAA